AUGCGUAAGAGGCCUACGGUGCUAUAUCUCUUGAGUUUUGCUGCUAUCGCCGGGCUUGAGAUGCCUCGUGAAUGUCACUCCAGCAGCAGGUCAAUCCUCCCCAGUCUGGUCCGGAGCGAUUUACCCCGCUACCCCGCCAUCCGGCCAUUCAGGCCCCGGUACCACUACACUUCCAGCGGCAACCUCUCACUUUCAACUCAACGGCUCUCAUUCCAGCUCACCUCAUCAACCAUGGCUUUCAUACGCCCCUACAAGGCAUCUGACUUUGAUGCGACGGGUCAUAUCUGCCGCGCCACGCUCCCACCGUCCCUCGAGCGUUCCGAAGCAGCGACCAGGACCGCGCCUUACCUAUGGACACAUCAGUAUACUCAUCUAUCUCCUGAGACUUGUCACAUACUUGACGAUGGCGAGGGAAACUGCGUCGGCUACUGCAUUGGCUGCCCCAACGUGAACGACUUUGCGAGCGCGUACCCGCGGUACAUCAAGGAAGUCCUUGAGACGUCCAAGGAGCUGGACGGAAGAAAGCCUAAGAGCCUCGAGACGAAAGCGCCAUGGAACUUCCCAGACACGGGGGAGGUGAAUGAGGAGGCUCUCCUCCAGCAAGCAUUCAACCCGACAUGGCUGGUGCUUGACGAUGAGCGAAAGGAGCUUUGGAGCAACUGGAAGGCUACGAUGCACAUCGACCUGCUGGAGCCAUGGCAGGGCAAAGGCUGGGGAAGAAAGCUGAUUGACAAGUUCGUUGAGAGUCUGAAAGACGCCGAUCAGCGCAACGGUGGCUCCAGUGGGAACAGGCUCUAUGGUAAGGGCGUGCAUAUCGGCGUCGGUGGUGAGAACGACAAGGUCGUGCCGUUCUACGAGAAGCUGGGGUUCCGGGUGUAUCCUACCGACGAGAAGGGAUCAAUCUGGAUGGUGAAGGACGUCGAGUAG
Messenger RNA from Colletotrichum costaricense, 927 nucleotides. Its product is annotated as acetyltransferase. Bases 1 to 927 code for a protein of 308 amino acids. The record is from RefSeq and is a predicted model, not a curated record. Lineage: Eukaryota; Fungi; Ascomycota; Sordariomycetes; Glomerellales; Glomerellaceae. The transcript is spliced from 3 exons. Gene Ontology annotation, molecular function: acyltransferase activity, transferring groups other than amino-acyl groups.